Molecule: messenger RNA, 393 nt
Organism: Polistes dominula (European paper wasp)
Lineage: Eukaryota; Metazoa; Arthropoda; Insecta; Hymenoptera; Vespidae
Source: RefSeq, a predicted model, not a curated record
AUGCAAUGUUUCUCAGAAAGCUCUUCAGAACGCCGGGAGAUCUCUUCUGUGCUAGCUCAGGACAAAACACAGUGGCAUUUCAACCCGCCUGCAGCCCCCCACAUGGGUGGGAAAUGGGAAGCAGUAGUCGAGUCUCUUAAGUUUCAUCUCAGAAGAUCUGUCGGAGACACACUGCUUACGUAUGAGGAGACUUCCACACUCCUCACUCAAAUUGAAGCCAUUCUCAAUUAUAGACCACUCGAACCGCUCAGCAAAGAUCCAGAAGAUACCUUAGUGCUCACACCAGGGCACUUUCUCAUCGGAACGGCACUCAACGCUGUCCAUGAAGGCUCACUAUUGGACAUCUUAGCAAGUCGGCUCUCCAGAUGGCAGUUCAUCCAGCAACGAGUUUAA